CCAGCGAGAGGAGGUAUGGCAACAGAAAAUGUAGAACCAAACACUGUUCUGAAUAUAGAUUUUAAAAAGUUAUUAUGCUGAAAUAGUGUGCCGGCUAUGUUCGCAGUAUUUCUACGCAUGUUGUUGGACUACACGGACUCCACAUUACAAAAGUUUCUAAGCAGGGUACGGUGAGAUAACUUUGGCAACUAUCUCAUCAGACUUCCACGUCUCCAACUAACUAUGGCGCUGAGGGCGAUAGUUUUAUACGAUUUUGUUUCCGAAAACCCAGGUGAGAUAUCAGUCGUCGAAAACGAAGUUUUAACUUUGUAUAGUGAAGAUAUUGUCGAUGGCUGGCUGGAAGGAGUCAACAGUAGAGGUCAGUCGGGACUGUUCCCAGCAUCAUACGUGGAAAUUCUAAGGACCGACGAUGGAAUACCAAUACAAGGGAAUGGAACAGCUGGAGAUGCACAUAGCACUGGCUCUACUAUAACUGGUACAGAGUAUUCCUACCACAUAAAUGCUCAGAAAGGGGACACAUCAGCCGAGUCAGCACCGACUCAUUUGGGUUACGCGCAACAACACAGUUAUCACACAAGUCAAGGCAGUGACGAGGACUGGGCCGACAAUCAAAACGUUGCAGAUGCACCAGGUGUGGUACAAGGCAGAGGUGGCAAUGCGCAAAAGUGCCAGGCCACGGAGUCUACUAGACGUGGUAGCGCCCAACAAUCAAGGAGUUCUGCAACUGUUGGUAAAAACCUUAAUAGGUUUUCCACGUUUGUGAAAUCGGGAGGCGAGGCUUUCGUUUUAGGUGAGGCUUCGGGAUUUGUCAAAGAUACCGAUAAAAUAUAUGUAGUUAUGGGCCCGUUUGGUCCAGAAUGGCAGGAGAACCCGCAUCCUUUCACGUGUACCAUCGAUGACCCCACAAAACAGACCAAAUUUAAAGGUAUUAAGUGCUACAUGUCCUACGGACUUACACCUAGUCAUACACAGAGCCGGGUAAACAGACGUUACAAACACUUUGACUGGCUUUACGCACGACUCGUGGAAAGGUUCCCCGUUAUCUCAGUGCCUCAUCUGCCAGAGAAACAGGCCACGGGUCGUUUCGAAGAAGACUUUAUUUGUAAGCGGAGAAGAGGUUUAAUAUGGUGGAUGGAUCACAUGACGAGUCACCCUGUUUUAUCCAGGUGUGAUGUCUUCCAGCACUUUCUUACCUGCAGCAGCAAUGACGAAAAAGCCUGGAAACGAGGGAAACGCAAGGCAGAGAAAGACUAUUUAGUCGGUGCCAACUUUUUCCUUACGAUAAUCCCACCGGCCGCUCCUCUUAACAUGCAAGAAGUAGAAGGCACGGUGGAUGGCUUCAAAACGUUCACCAAAAAAAUGGACGACAACAUUGUGCAAUUAAACGUUACAAUAAGCGAAUUUGCACGAAAGCAAAUGACCGGAUUCAAAAAGGAAUAUCAGAAAGUUGGGCAGGCAUUCCAUCUUUUAAGUCAAGCAUUUGAGUUCGAUCAGCAAAUAUAUUCUAUUAAACUGAAUCAGGCAAUCGCAUUUACUGGAACGGCCUACGAGACCAUCGGGGACUACUUCUCCGAACAGCCCCGUCAGGACCUGGAUCCGGUGUCAGAUCUUUUAGCCAUUUACCAAGGACAUCUGACAAACUUUCCAGACAUCAUCCACGUUCAGAAAGGAGCCCUGACUAAAGCAAAGGAAAGCCAGCGUCACAGUGAUGAGAAGGACAGUUCUGGCAUGAUAGGAAUCAGUGACCGUUGCAAGAUAAUUUCCUGUGCAACACUUGCUGAGAUCCAGCACUUUCACCGGACACGUGUGCGCGACUUCAGGGUGCAUAUGCAGCACUAUCUGCAGGAGCAGAUUGCCUUCUUCCAGAGAAUCAUGACUAAACUGGAGGAAGCCUUGCACAUGUAUGAUGAAGCAUAAAGAAGACAAAUUACCAUGAGUAGCAAUGUUCUGGAUGAGCUCUGACAUACAGGCAUCUGAAUAAAUGUCAAUAAAUAUAGAGCCUAGUAUAUUCAACAAAAUUAAACAAAGGUGUAUGCAGUUAUAGAAGAAUAAUGGAAUACUGAUUAGUUCUGGGAGUCUAAAGUAAGAAUGGUGUGUGGUCUCUGUGUGGCAGAGGAUAAUUGAGUUUCUAAAAGUGAAAGACUUUUUUUGCAUGUUUUUUUUAUGAAAUAUGAAUAGGGCUUUAUAUUUGGAUCAUAUAUAGUUUAUGCUAAAGAUCACAAAAAUAUAAUCCCUAUAUGCAAUUCUCUAUUUUAUUCAGUAAAGUACAUUAGUCAGGUCAUAAACGACUCAGAGUAAAACUUGUGACCCGAUUCCAGGUAGAACCUGCCUUUUUUACUUGACAUGCGUUUUGGCUUGGACUUUAACUUACAGAUGUUCGUUCCUUUAUUUUAAUUACCAUUUAAUUUUCAGUCAUUUUGUUACAGAUCUAUAUUAAUGAAUCUCUAACAUAUCUAAGGAGUUCUCAUUUAUUUCAGAUGCUAAUAUCACAUUUCCUUGUUGUAGACCCUUGUCUAUACAAUUGGGAAAAACAAAACAUGUCUGUUUCAAAUUAAGACAGCAUCAGAAAGGCUGAAAAGGGUUAUGCACAUUUUCAGCCACUGAGGCAUAAAGCAAGAGAAGCAUGACCUAGAAAGCAUGCGCCUGACCCUCGCUAUCUAGAUGACUUACCAGAUACUGCACAAAAGAUCACUUAAAACUCAUGGGCUCAGUUUACCCAUGUCUAUUUUUCAGAAAAGAUUAUCCUUAGGGCACCAGAGGCUGUCUUAGGACAGUGGGAAAUUCUCACAUCAAGUCAUCUACUCACAUGGCGCAACCGAUUUCAGCAUUGAAAAAAGCUGGUUUACUGUGACCCUCUGUAUUUUAGAAUUUAAAGUCCAACUACAGAAAAAGAAUCUGGAAAAGAUUAAAUAUGAAGGAAAUGCUCAAAUCAUCCAAUUUAUUAAAAUUACUCUAUUGGAAUAUGAAUGCGAUCUGAAUCAGAAUGAAAAUAUAUGAUGGGAGUUUUAGCUGAUUACACCUCAUAGAAAAAAAAAUCUGUCAAUAAAAUCAAAUUUGACUAGUUAUCCAAAAGAUCUGUGACAGCUUUACAAAAAGAUCACCCAGAACAUCACCUCCUAACACGGGCCAACAUGCACUGUUUGGAGAUGUACAAUGGCUCCUCAAAAUCAAUGUUUGUGCUUGGGAAAUGAACAUUAAAUAUACUUAGAGAGCCACCAACAUUUUCUGAUGUUAUGAGAACUCAAAAUACCUCCACCUAUGCAGUCUACAGCAGCUUAUCACCUCCCACUUACAUUGCAGUUAUCCAGCAUGAUUGCUUUUUGAAUGAUGCACAAUAUAGUGCAUCCAAUCAGAACAGAGCUAAUUGAAAUGUCUUAAAAAUGUGUUUGAAAUACUGUACUACAUACUGUUCAUGUACUGAUUGGGCCCCAAAUCAGUAUGUCGUAUGCAGUAUGCGACCAAUAUUUCCAGUUUAUGAAAGAUACAUACUACUCCAGCCAAAUUCCAGAGCCAUCUUUGUGGUACACUGCAUCCUGUCAUGCAACAGUGGUGGAAAAGCACAAGUGGGUAGAACUUCAUACUUUCACAAGACCCCGUAGUAUGGUCUGCAUUUGUCGCAUACUGAAUACUAUGCUGCAUGGGGACCAGUAUGCAAUAUACAAUAUUUAAAUUAUAUGUUAUUGCUCAAUUAUGAAUUAUGAGUCUUUUGGGAACAUAAAGCCACAUUGUUAACAUUGUAAGUUGAGUUAAAAGAAAAAUGUAGGAUAUGGGCCUUUAUCUUUCAACAUCUUUACAAAGUGUUCCAAUUAUGAUGCAACAAUUGCCUCUAGGCCAUUCUAGCAGUCGUUCUAGCACUACAUUGUGAAUACAAAUAUUCUUUUAAAAAAAUUAAUUAAUGAAAAAAAAAAGACAAACCUCAAAAGAAUCAAAGCAAUGCAUAUUAUUCAGAAUGAAACAAUACAAUGCAUGCGGUUGUCAGCAGGGUAGUCACUGGUCAACAGACCUUGCACGAAAAUAAGCCAUUACCAGUUUCUAUGCCUACUGCAAUGAGACAGCUAUGCUACUUUUACUCUAAGUGCAGCUCUCCACACUGCAGUUGAAUUAUUCAUAAGAGCUUAUGUUCUCUCUUCAUUCCAAACGUGGAGGGUCACAAGGCUGGCAAGGGGUACAAAACCCUUUCCAAAGAGUUUGGCCUACCCGUGUCCACCGUUGGGUGCAUCAUCCGGAAGUGAAAGGCUUACGGAACUACUGUUAACCUUCCAUGGCCUGGACAGCCUUUCAAAGUUUCCUCCCGUGCUGAGGCCAGGCUUGUCCAAACGGACAAGGCUGACCCAAGGGCAACAAGGAGGGAGCUCCGGGAAGAUCUCAUGGCAGUGGGGACACUGUUUUCAAUAAAUACCAUAAGUAACGUACUAUACCGUAAUGGUCUCCGUUCCAGGCGAGCCCGUAAGGUACCUUUACUUUCAAAGCAUCAUGUCAAGGAGCAUCUAAAGUUUGCUCAUGAUCGCUUGGAGCACUCUGAGGCAGUCUGAUUCAAGGUUCUCUGUUCUGAUGAGACCAAGAUCAAGGUCUUUGGUGCUGACCACACCCGGGGCGUUUGGCAAGAGGAUGGCACUGCAUACGACCCCAAGAAUACCAUCCCUACAGUCAAGCAUGGUGGUGGCAACAUCAUGCUGUGGGGCUACUUCUCAGCCAAGGGGCCCGGCCAUCUGGUCUGCAUCCACGGGAAGAUGGAUAGCACAGCCUACGUGGAGAUUUUGGCCAAAAACCUCCGCUCUGUCAUCAUGGAUCUUAAGAUGGGUCGUCAUUUCAUCUUAUAACAGGACAACGACCCCAAGCACAUGGCCAAGAAAACCAAGGCCCGAUUUAAGAGGGAAAAGAUCAAGGUG
Molecule: messenger RNA, 4889 nt
Organism: Electrophorus electricus (electric eel)
Lineage: Eukaryota; Metazoa; Chordata; Actinopteri; Gymnotiformes; Gymnotidae
Gene: snx18b
Product: sorting nexin 18b
Biological process (GO): plasma membrane tubulation; protein transport; mitotic cell cycle
Cellular component (GO): plasma membrane; cytoplasmic vesicle
Molecular function (GO): phosphatidylinositol binding; protein binding
Source: RefSeq, a predicted model, not a curated record